Molecule: messenger RNA, 832 nt
Organism: Octodon degus (degu)
Lineage: Eukaryota; Metazoa; Chordata; Mammalia; Rodentia; Octodontidae
Product: glutathione S-transferase theta-4
Exons: 5
Coding region: 65-790 (241 amino acids)
Biological process (GO): glutathione metabolic process
Cellular component (GO): cytoplasm
Molecular function (GO): glutathione transferase activity
Source: RefSeq, a predicted model, not a curated record
CAGGGUCUCAGGCUGCACAGAGACUCAGGUCUGUGGCUGGCCUGCUACAGCUGCGGGACCCAGCAUGGGCCUGGAGCUCUUCAUGGACCUGCUGUCAGCGGCCUGCCGUGCUGUCUACAUCUUUGCCAGGAAGAACAGCAUUCCUUUCGACUUCCAGUUCGUGGAUCUGUUGAAAGGUCACCACCACAGCAGGGAAUACAUCGAGAUUAACCCCCUAAGGAAGUUGCCCGGCCUCAGAGAUGGAAAAUUUAUCUUAUCUGAAAGCAUGGCUAUCCUUUUCUACCUGUGCCGCAAGUACAGUGCACCUUCUCACUGGUACCCUCCAGACUUGCACAUGCGUGCCCGAGUGGACGAGUUCAUGUCCUGGCAGCACAUAGCCAUUCAGCAGCCCAUGAGCAAGCUACUCUGGAUCAAGUUGCUGAUCCCCAUGAUCACAGGUGAGGAGGUUUCAGUGGAGAAGACCAAUCAAGUACUGGAAGAGGUGAAGAAAAACCUCCAGUUAUUCGAGGAGAAGUUUCUACAGGACAGGAUGUUCAUCACAGGGGACCACAUCUCACUGGCUGACUUGGUGGCCUUGAUGGAGAUGAUGCAGCCCAUGGGGGGCAAUCAUAACGUCUUCCUUGGCAGCUCCAAGCUGGCCGAGUGGCGCAUGCGCGUGGAGCUGUACAUCGGCUCUAGCCUCUUCUGGGAGGCCCAUGAUCGGCUGGUGAAGUUAGUAGAGUGGGACGUUUCGACGUUGGAUCCAAUGGUGAGAGAAAGGAUCUGCAACUUUGCGGUGACCUACAAAUGACCUACAGGGAGCUCAUCCUCCAGAGACCCGCUGACUCAGCCC